GACGUAGAAUUUUCAGAAUAAUGUUGAGACCCGUACACAAAUUGAUUGUUACAUACAUAUGAAUAUGAUACACGCACAAAUUCAUUUUCCAAAAAUAACAAUUACCCAUUAAUUUUGAGCUGUAAUCUUGUUCAACAAAACGAAAGCCGUUCAACAAUGGAUGUCGAUCCGAGACAGUACGAGAACAUCACAAUUAACGACAAUGACAGCCACAAUAUCGUCUUAUCGUAUCUUAUACAUGGAUGCUUUAAAGAUACUGUGGAGUCGCUUGUUGCUUCUACUGGAUUAAAAGUACCUGCUGUUCAGCUGGAAGACAUGGAGAAAAGAAAACGAAUUUUACACUUUGCAUUAGAGGGCAAUGCGUUGGAUGCUAUUGCUUUGACAGAACAUGUUUCACCUGACCUACUUGAAAAUAACAAGGACCUGCUUUUUGAUCUUUUGAGCCUUCACUUUGUUGAACUUAUCUGCUCAAGGAAAUGCACAGAAGCUCUUGAAUUCGCUCAGGCCAAGUUGACCCCUUUCGGGAAGGUGCAAAAAUACGUUGAGAAACUUGAAGAUUUUAUGGCCCUACUAGCGUACGAGGAACCAGAAAAAUCACCAAUGUUUCAUCUACUUAGCUUUGAGUAUCGACAACAUGUUGCAGAUAGCUUGAACAGAGCAAUUCUGGCACAUGCAAACAUGCCAAGUUAUUCAGCAUUAGAAAAGCUAAUUCGGCAGGCAACUGUAGUUAGACAAUGCUUGAGCGAAGAACUCGGAAAGGACGUGCAAUCAGCAUUCUCGUUAAAGGAAUUCCUGAAGAGCUAGAUGUGCAACAUUCGUUUGUUUAAAUUUUCGGUUUGAUUUAUGUAUUAUGGGUUUGGUAUGUUGUAGUAGGCGUUCAUUCUCAAACGGGUUGCGGUUUUUAGCCGAGAUCUCUUCCUAACCCAACUCAACUCUCUUGGCUCUGUGCCUGUAUAAAAACCCUUGUAGUUUUGAUCAUGUAUUUGGAAGAAUACUUUCACCGAUACUUCAAAUGUAAAGAUUCAUUUGUAAAACACACUCUCUCUUUGAUUUUUUGCCUUCAGAA
Cynara cardunculus var. scolymus (artichoke) is the source of this 1066-nucleotide messenger RNA. Its product is annotated as glucose-induced degradation protein 8 homolog. Gene Ontology annotation, cellular component: cytoplasm. Gene Ontology annotation, biological process: cytoskeleton organization; cell surface receptor signaling pathway. The coding region runs from base 157 to 804 and encodes 215 amino acids. The transcript has 7 exons. Lineage: Eukaryota; Viridiplantae; Streptophyta; Magnoliopsida; Asterales; Asteraceae. The record is from RefSeq and is a predicted model, not a curated record. Gene Ontology annotation, molecular function: protein binding.